AAAAUCUGACUGAUUUGUCACUUGGUGACGGAUGUCAAAAUCUCUGAGAAGAAAAUAUCGAAUUUUUACUCAAGUGUUUACGUAUUUUUCUGUGCUGUUGAGCUCUAGAGAGAAAGGAUAAAAUGAUCAAAAAUGCAGGUUCAGGCGAGCGUAGACCAUUAUCUGGUCAGUUAUACAAAUACACAAAUGUUGUAAAGGGCUGGCAGCAACGUUGGUUUGCAGUGGAUCCCGAAACUGGAGUUCUAUCGUAUUACCUCUUCGAUGGACCUGGAGACACCAUUCAACCUGGACAACCAGCUAGGGGUGAAGCGCAUUUAGCAGCUGCAGUAAUAUGUCCGAGCGACGAGGAUUCCCGUACGUUCACCAUCAACUGUGCUUCCGGAGACAUGCUCAAGCUGAGGGCCACUGAUGCCAGGGCCCGGCAGGAGUGGGUCAAUGGCCUCAGGGCUAUUGCUGAAAUACACACCAAGGCCAUGGGUGCCAACCCGCCGCUGCAGCCAAGAGAACAGCUUGCAGUGCAUGAUGCCAUGGCUUCAGCUAGGAACCAGCUACAGGCUACAGAAAUGAGUGAUGCAGCUCUAGCAAGGUGUAUAGAAUCAGCAGAUUCACCAUUUCCACACACAGACCCAGACUUAUUACUUUUAAAAGCAACAUCAGCAGCCAGCAUGCAGUGCCUGCUACAAUGUCUGGGCAUUCUGCACCGACAGCAGCAGUAUACCACCGUCAGCAUUUCCAGUAAACAUUCCGAUAAUGAUCACCACUAGUCCAUUCUUCGUAUAGAUAGGCGAUUCACACACAACACCGCUCCCUGGGGAAUGUGAGUAGGAUUCUUUGGUGGUGAAGUAAGGAAGGAAUAACGGAUCUAGUGAAGCAUCGCCGUUCAUGAAAUACGCUUAAACAUUUCUCUCUAGGGUUGUCCGACUGUGCGGUCGAUCGGUUUGCUUUUGUUUUCCCGCCACGGACCUUCGCGGUGUCGUGUGAAAAUCGUCAAUGCAAUAGUAGCCUUAGAUUGUGGAAUAAUACAUUUGAUUGACAUUCAGGUUGUUGAACUUUAAAUGCUGUAACAGGGUGUCUAUCGCACUGACGGAUGUUUAAACAAUUAAUUUAUAAACUUCCUCCAGUUAUAUCUCUGAAACUAUCAGUCCUAGCUGAAGCUAGCAAAUCGCCUAGUCGUCCCGAUCAUGACGAAAUCCCAUUGUUCAUUUGAACGAUGACGAGUUCGUAAAUAUUAUUCCUCAAUGUAUUAUUCAUAGCUUAAAAAGACAAGCAUUGUUAACAUAUCCUAAUGUUUUCCUUCUAGCUAUUAGCUAUACAUCGUUGGUGUCGUGAAAAUUGUAAAUAUUUUAUGUAAUUACUAUGUAUUAUGAUUAUUUUUAAAUAUAGAUCUCUACACUAUUGUAUUUUUUAAAUUUACACCAUGGAUAUGCUGUUUUAUCCAAUGGAUAUUAUAUGAUUUUAUAGGUACUUUAUGUUGGUUAAUUAGUACCUACUUGAAAAUAAUAGCAAGAAAUAAAGUCUUCUAAUUGAAUA
This is a messenger RNA of Helicoverpa zea (corn earworm), 1530 nucleotides long. Its product is annotated as oxysterol-binding protein-related protein 11. NCBI's taxonomy places the organism in Eukaryota, Metazoa, Arthropoda, Insecta, Lepidoptera, Noctuidae. The record is from RefSeq and is a predicted model, not a curated record. The transcript is spliced from 5 exons. The coding region runs from base 123 to 764 and encodes 213 amino acids.